This is a messenger RNA of Achroia grisella, 2260 nucleotides long. RefSeq names its product programmed cell death protein 2-like (gene trus). The coding region runs from base 149 to 1450 and encodes 433 amino acids. The record is from RefSeq and is a predicted model, not a curated record. Gene Ontology annotation, cellular component: cytoplasm. NCBI's taxonomy places the organism in Eukaryota, Metazoa, Arthropoda, Insecta, Lepidoptera, Pyralidae. The transcript has 8 exons.
AAGGUUGGCAACACCGAACGAAACCUUUAAUUUGAUUUGUUUUCAUCUUUUUUCACAUUUUUGUCUUAUGGUUUAAAUAAAAUUCUUGUCAUAAUUAUCAAAUAAAUAAUUAAUGAAUUAGUUACCUGCCUUGAUUACCUGUUACAAUAUGGCAAAACAACAAGGUAGAGUUUAUUUAGGAUACGAGGAAGAAACAAUUGGAGAGAAAAAUCAAACCUUACUCAAUUACACAGUCAACAAAAUCGGCGGAUUACCCAAUUGGCCUCCAUUAUCUAACUUGCACUUUUCUACUAAGUGCCCUUUAUGUGGAUUAAACAGAUUAUUGAUCGUACAAUGUUAUGCUCCACUUGAAAAUUCCAUAUAUCACCGCACAAUAUACAUAUUUGCAUGUAUUAGCCCCAACUGUUGGAUCCAGUCUGAAAGCUGGCUAUGUGUCCGAAGUCAAAUUCAAGAGACUGUACCAACAGAAUCCAGUACAAUUGUGGUUAUGCCGAAUGUAGACACAAAUCUUUCUUGGUGUAAUGGUGCUGAUGAGUGGGAUGAAAAUGAUAAUGGAGAUACAGCUAAUGGCAAUGUUAUGAAUGUUGAUAAUGCACAAAGUCCAAGUAAUGCAUUACAGAGACAAUCAGAUGAAGAUGAGGAAAGCAAUUCGUUUGAAUUAGAAUCUGUGGAACAAGCUUUUGGCAACCUUCAGAUGUUUGAUGCACACAAUGCAAACAUGUCACCUGUUCAAGGAGCUGUGGGUGCUAUUGGUGCCCCAGUAGCAGCGGCUGAACUGGAAGGAGGAGAUGAGCCUGGAUUAGUCACAGUGGAUACACCUACAGCACCCAACAAUGAUGUUGAAGCUCUUUUACACCAAACAGCUGAACUUCCAACCGAUUUAAGAAACAAACUCAUGUGUGGGCCAUUACAAUUUAUACCUAAAUAUAUUUUUGUAGAAGAAGAAUGGAAAUCAACUGCUAAUAAUGAUGACAAAGUGAAUGAAUUACUGAACAAAUAUAGAAGGGAAAAUGAAAUAGAAGCUUGCAGUGGUGAUCAUGUGGGUGGCGGUGGUGGUGGACCUGAAGAUGAACCAUACGAAGAAACAACUCCUUUACAUGGAGACCGAAUGUUUCAUACAUUUAUAACUCGCUUGCAAACUAAUCCUGGCCAAAUACUUAGAUAUACCCGAGAUGAACCUCCUUUGUUAGGUGCCCCAUUGCCAAGUACAGCAAGCACUCCAGAGUCGCCGUGUGUGCCCACCCUCUGUCUCCGCUGCGGCUCCAGACUUAUAUGCGAACUUCAGCUUGUACCACAAUUUGCCGAAACAUUACGUUUGCAUCCAAAUAAUGUUUAUUUGUCUCACUUACACUUCUUAUCUGUUCUGAUUUUCACAUGCUCACAGAGUUGUUGGCACCAGUCUGAUACACUUGUAAAGGAAACCGUUAUAUUCCAACCGGAAGUUGUAUGAGUUCAAAAUUAAUUGAUGCUUGCAUUAUUUAACUGUAAUAAUUAUUUUGCAUAGGUCACUUGCACAUUUGUAGGACUGACAUUGAGUCGAGCUUUGUGCUUAGGACAAAUAAUAACUUCUUUAUCUUAAGAAUAUUAUUCUGCUCUAUUAUUGAUGUUUUUUAUUCUAUAACCAUUAUUACACCAGAUACCUAGGCAUGUUAGGUACCAUCAUUAUACAAAAGCAUCUAUAUACUUUAGUUAUAUUUUUGAAAUAAAAUAUGCUGAUCUAUUCUUAAAUUAGAUGUUUCGUCUGUGAUUCUAAGUCGUUAUUUUAUUUUUAAUGUAAAUAGGGAAGUUAAUUUAUUAAGUUCAAUUUACAUAAUAUUUAUUUAAUAUAUUCAUUCCGACAAAUCGGCAAACGUAGUUUACGUCAAACGUAAAAAAGACAGUAGAAGUGAAAUAUGUAGUAUUAGAUCAUUCAUUUAAAUAAAAAUUCUAAUAGUGUACCUUUAUUGAUAAUAUAAUUUUAAUUCCAAUGUCAUUACUUGGUAAAGUGUUGGUUUCCUAUUGUAAUUACCAUCCAUGCUUAUGGUAUUUAGAUCAUAAUCUCCUUAUUGUCAAAUCGUCUAGAAUAGAUUUAGUGUUGAGAAUUUGCCACUCUCAAUUAAUAACUGUGAUUAUUCUAAUUAAUAUAUAGUGCCGAUCCACAACAUUGUUAUGUAAGUGAAUAUAACACAUUCAAAAUAUAUUAAUACAACUAUAUCAUAAAUUGUACUACCAUCGUGUUUAUUUUGGUUAUUUAUACUUAUAAUACAAUUCCAUAGAAACA